AUGGAGGAGUUUAAGGCCAAGGGUAUGGGAAUGGCGAAAAACGCAAUCUUUGCGGGGAACUCGGCUGGAGGAGUGGCCGUGAUGUUACAUUAUGAUCGCUUUGGAGCUUUAUUCCCAAAUACAACUCGGGUAAAAUGCCUUGCAAAUUCGUCUUAUUUUAUCGAUGUCCAAAAAUUAGAUGGUGAUAAACUGUUCCAAUUCUAUGAGUUUUUGGUCGGUUCAGUGGGAUCAGCUAAAUGGAUACCUCAACAAUGCACUUCAAGAAUGAAACCUUCACUUUGUUUCUUCCCUCAGAACUCACUACAAUAUGUCAAUACUCCGAUUUUUCUGACCAUGUCCUCAUUUGAUCAAACCCAGCUUAAGUAUGGCUUGUCCAUGUCACAUGAAGUUUGCGUGAUCAAUAACAAUUGCACCCUCAAUGAGAUUAGAAGAGUGAAAGAGCUAAGAUUGGACUUUUUAAGUUUAUUGCCAAAAACCAAAUCACACUCAUCAAUAGCAAUUUGGGUCAACAACUGCACCAGCCAUGAAUUCACAUAUUUCUCAUGGUAUGGAUCACAAAAACUCAAAGUCAUUGGCAACAAGACUUAUGGAGAGGUAUUUGUUGAUUGGUAUUUCGAUCAAAAUGCAAUUAGUCCAAUUCAGAUAAUAGACAAGUCUGACAAGCCUGUUGAUUGUUCUGCAUUUGGGCAACGCCCAUGA
Molecule: messenger RNA, 699 nt
Organism: Ipomoea nil (Japanese morning glory)
Lineage: Eukaryota; Viridiplantae; Streptophyta; Magnoliopsida; Solanales; Convolvulaceae
Product: pectin acetylesterase 8-like
Exons: 1
Coding region: 1-699 (232 amino acids)
Biological process (GO): cell wall organization
Cellular component (GO): plant-type cell wall
Molecular function (GO): pectin acetylesterase activity
Source: RefSeq, a predicted model, not a curated record